This is a messenger RNA of Owenia fusiformis, 3633 nucleotides long. The record is from the annotation of a GenBank genome assembly. NCBI's taxonomy places the organism in Eukaryota, Metazoa, Annelida, Polychaeta, Sabellida, Oweniidae.
UGUGCCAAUCUGUGGAUAUUAGAUCUAUAUAGACAAAACCAAACAUAGUGAUAAAGUUUGAAUAAGAGCUUACCAAUGAUGGAUUAGUUGGACAUCAUGCUGAUAACUUCAUUGCACGUUUGUAGCACUCAUUUCUCGCAUAAAUCACUGAAGAAACAUAUUUCCACAAAUCGAUGAAAGUUCUGUUUAGAUGUUGACUGUCACGUGAUCCACUCUUCAAACAAGGAGGAAAGAAAGGUGAAAGUAUAUUCCUCCACAAUGUCUUUUCUAAAGAGCUUUGCGGGGGAUUUGGCAGGAAAGAUGACAACAAAGAUUAACCAAACCAUGACUAAUUUCAUUGGUUCAGUGGCAUCUAGCAUCACAUUUACGGUGCAGGAUGUCAACCCAGCCUCAUAUGAAAAGUCUACAGUCAUGUUACAAGAUGGCAAUUUUACAUUGUACAAGACGACUGUCACUUACGAAGCUGUGCUUUACUGUCCUGAACUAUCCCAUAAAGCAUUUAGCUUAUUCAGGUUGCCUACAGAAAAAGAGUCCCGUCAUUGGUUUGGUAUUUUUCCUGCCCGAUUUACUCCCCUCUACACUAGCGACAACAGUCUUCUCAAUAAAUCCAGUCUUCAGGCCAUUGGUGAGUGUGUUAAAGAGCACCCUGAGUGGACCACUGCUCACAUAGCUGCACAGCUGGGACUCAAUGUCUGUUUCAGACACUCUCUCAUAGCAUGUGAAAUCAACUCUGUGAUAGACAACUCAAAGGUGACUCCCCUACAUCUGGCAGUUCAGACAGCCAAUUCCGACACAAUACAAGAACUUCUCAUACACGGAGCAAACAUUGAUGCCACAGAUGGUCUUGGAAAUACAGUAUUCCACUUUGCUGCCAAAACAAAUCCUCUUGUCAUACAGUUGCUAGCUACCAAAUACACUCCAACUAUCAACAUUGCAAAUCAAUCUUGGGAGACUCCGCUACAUGUGGCAUGUCACCAUGACAAGCCAGACUGCCUUGAACAGAUGUUGCGAUGUGGCGCUGACCCAAGCCUUCAGCCUGGAGAUAAAUAUCCCAUGCACUUUGCUGUGGAGGCAAAUAGUACAAAGUGUAUUGAGACAUUGUGUAGGUGGUCAGCUGAUCAGAUUCAUGUAAGAGAUGUCAGCUCUGGAGGCACUCCGCUUCACUGGGCAAAGUCUAAAGAGAUGAUUAAUCUGCUGUGUGAUCUAGGAAGCAACAUAAACCAGGCAAACAACCAGGGGGAGACCAUUGCACACCUGCUUGUUCAACAAGCCAAUCUUGACUGUCUUGUCAGUGUGCUCUCAAGGGAGGCAGAUGUCAAUAAAGCAAACAGUGAGGGUCAUACACUGCUACAUCUAGCUGUUAUGACGGAUAAUGUGGACAUUUUACGUACAGUGAUAGUGUUUGGAGCUGACGUAAAUGCUUUAAAUCUUCAAAAGUGUUCAGCUCGUCACAUUACUGUCGUUGGAACUAAUGUUGGCAAAAACUGGGAGCAUAUGUUGUACACCCUACAUAUGGUUGGUGCUAAGAGGUGUCCCGCAGGUACCCCCCUCUGCCAACAAGGGUGUUCCGAAAAUGGCACUUAUGAUGGGGAUCCAAGAGGAAACCCAUAUGAACCAGGUGUAUUCAACAAAAUGUUAUAUGAUGAGAUGAUACGCGCAACGGCUGUAGCAUCUGCAAUGUCAAGAUCUUCUAGUGCAACAUUUCAAGGGACCCAAAGCUUUUCUGAUAGUCCCAAACCUACAGGACAAAAGGUGCUAUGUUUAGAUGGAGGGGGUAUAAGAGGCCUUAUAUUAGUUCAGUUACUGCUUGCCAUUGAGAAAACUACUGGACGACCAAUAAAGGAGUGUUUUGAUUGGAUAAGUGGGACUAGCACUGGUGGAAUUCUAGCCCUUGCAAUUACACAUGGCAAAUCGCUGCAGUAUAUUUUGGGUUUGUACAUGAGAUUCAAGGAUGCAGUGUUUAUUGGAAAUAGGCCUUAUGAUUCUCAACCACUGGAAAAAUUCAUGAAGCAGGAAUUUGGAGAAAAGACAAGAAUGUCAGAUGUACGAAAACCAAAGGUCAUAGUGACAGGAGUACUGGGAGACAGGCAUCCAGCAGACCUGCAUUUAUUCCGCAACUAUGAGCCCCCUGAAAACUAUAUCACUCUACAGAAUAAGAGUCGAGACACACGCUUUGCUGCUCCACUCAGAUAUACAGAGCAGUUUCUGUGGCAGGCUGCUAGGUCUAGUGGGGCUGCCCCUACAUACUUUAGAGCCAUGGGGAGGUACUUGGAUGGAGGCCUGAUGAGCAACAACCCUACCCUGGACACCCUUAGUGAGAUACAUGAGUACAACAUGGCAUUAAAAUCAGAUGGUCAUAUGGAGAACAUUGAGCCAAUCAGCUGUGUCGUUUCCUUGGGAACAGGUAUAAUUCCAGUGACACCAGUACAAGAUGUUGACUUAUUCCGCCCUUCUGGAAUCAUGGAAGGUAUAAAAGCAGCUUAUGCAGGACAGGCCUUUGUUAAACUUCUCAUUGAUCAGGCAACCAUCUCUGAGGGUAGACCAGUGGAAAGGGCUCGUGCCUGGUGUAGCAUGAUCAAUGUCCCCUACUUCCGCUUCAGUCCCCAACUCUCUGAGGAUGUAAAGCUGGAUGAGACCAAUGACAUGACCCUUGUUAGAACAAUGUGGGAGACAAGGUGCUUCAUAUACGCCAACCAGGAACAGUUAGACAAUCUAGCAGUGCUACUGAGGAUGUGAAUAUCAACUAAGUUGUUGAGUAGUGUCAUGUUUCAGAUUGAAAGCAGAGUUUACAAACUGAGGUUUUGGAUGUGUAUCUACUAGGGGAAGAGGAUACAUUUAUUUACACAAAGCUCUCAAUUAAUGACCAAGACAGUUCAUCGCACUACGUGGAUAUGGUUUUCUUCAAAUACAUACUGCUCACCCACAAUCCCUCAUGGGCUGUAUAUGGCGAAGCUCAAUGUAGUGAGAUGUAGUAGAAAAAUAUUCGCACCAAGAACAUUAGUGUGUGUGACUUUUUUUUUUUAUUACCAAUGAAUAUUUCUAAAUUCCUAGAAUUCAUAUUUUUCUGGUUUGAACUCAAUAAAGUGAAUUUGGUUUGUUAGCUUUGGCUACAAACCAAUCUCUCAAGCAAUUAAAUUCAGUGUUCAAAGUAGCUUUAAUUUUAUUGAGGUUUUAGCCACUGAUCAAAUGUUUGUAACAUCAGCAAACUUAAAAAAAGGGAAUUGUUGGAGAGCGAGUGCCAUCUCACAUACGAUCAACUGAAUUGGUCAUUUUUACUAUAUACACCAUAUACAUCCCCGAUCUGAUUUGCAUUUGGCUGCUUGGACAUAUUACAAUAAAUCUAUUCAAAAUCUAGUCGUUGUCCACGGAUUGGCACCAAAGAACCACUUUGUUUUCCUAUAUGUGAUGUUUGUGAAUCCUGGGUUAAUGUUACCAUGUAAUGGAAGUAAUGUAUGUAAUCACGAGAAAAACUAGUUGUCAUGUUAUAAUAAUUUAUUUUUAUUGUUUAUGAAGGUGAUAUUUGAAUUUUAUAAUUCAAAUUAUAGACAAAAAAAACAUUUUUUAUGGAACCAGGAAUUAUAUAAAGAUAUAUAAAAUAAAUAAAUAAAUGCAAUCUAUCAAGUACAAAAAGUC